GCGCAGGUGAGCCUGGCCCGGGAACCCGCGUGGGGGGUCCGCUGUACCCCCGAGGCCACCCCAGCCCCAGAACAUGGACACGUUUUCUUCCACUGCCCUGCCUUCUGAGGACCUCUGCCCUCUUCAGGACAGCUUCUCCAGGUAUGAGGAGGAAACGGAGGCAUAUUCUCAGCAGAUCCUGUCUCAGCCACCUGUGAGCUUCAAGGACGUGGCUGUGACCUUCACAUGGGAGGAGUGGGGACAGCUGGACCUGGCCCAGAGGAUGCUGUACCGUGAGGUGACUCUGGAGACCUGCAGUCACCUGGUCUCCCUGGGGCUUCUGCUUUCAAAACCGGAUGUGAUCGCCCGACUGGAGCAAGGGGAGGACCCAUGGAGGGUGGAACAGGGACCUCCCCGAGACUGGAAGACUACACUUGAAAAGAAAGAGUCAGCUUCUGAAGAGGGUAUUGCUGUGGAAGAGCCAUCUCACCACAUGGAAAUGAAACACUGUGUACAGGAGGAGGGCCCCUGGUUGGUGUCAUUAGGAGAAGUGCAGCAUUGGAGGGACCAGCUAGGGAAGCACCAGGAGGACUCUCUGAGUCAAACAGUACUUACCUCAGAGAGACUUUUUGCUCAAGGGGGUAGUUAUCUGAGUCUAAGCCUUCUACCUCCAACAUUACCCACAAGAACACAUUUCCAUAAGCUCAACUCACAGGUUAAAAGGUUGAAACAGAACUCGGUUUUCAUUAAUCAUCAGAAAAACUGGGCUGAUCUGAAGUCCUGUGAAGAUCAUCAAAGUGCUAGAGCCUUCUGUCAGAGCAUUUACUUGAAUAAAAUUGCAAAUGUUGAAACGGGAAAUAAAAAACCUUAUGAUUAUACUGUCAGUAGUGACUCUUUCAACUGUGGUACCUCCCUUCGUUUUCUUAACAGAAUUUUUUCAGCAGAGAAUGGCAAUGACAGUAAGGAUGGAAACAGCAUUAAUCAUAGCAUGUCUCUGAAUGAACACAAGCCAAUGAAUUUUGGAGAAAGUCAGUACGAGUGCGAUGAAUGCCUUGUACAAACCAAAAUAAGUGAUCCUGGAGAGGCACCAUUCAGAUGUGAGGAGGACUGUGGUGCCUUCCACGUGGCCUCAUCUUUUCCUGACUGUGACAUCAUUCAGACUGGGAAGAAGUCAUAUGCAUGUAAUCAGUGUGCAAAAUCUUUCAGCUGUUGCUCUAAGCUUGUUGUACACAAGAGAACACACACGGGAGAAAAGCCAUAUGAAUGUACUCGGUGUGGGAAGUCUUUCAGCCAGAGCUAUGACCUGGUUGUACACCAGAGAACUCACACUGGAGAAAAGCCCUAUGAAUGCAACCAGUGUGGGAAAUCCUUCACCCAGAGUUCCAAACUUAUUAGGCAUCAACGAACUCACACUGGAGAAAAACCAUAUAAAUGUCAUGAAUGUGGAAAAUCUUUCAGGUGGAACUCUAACCUUACUGUUCAUCAAAGAAUUCAUACUGGAGAGAAACCUUAUGAGUGUGCGCAUUGUGGAAAGUCCUUCAGUCAAAGCUCUGACUUUGUUGCACAUAAAAGGACUCACACUGGAGAGAAACCCUAUGAAUGUAACCAGUGUGGAAAAUCUUUCAUUCGAAGCACUCAGCUUAUUAGGCAUCUGCGAAUUCACACUGGAGAGAAGCCAUAUAAAUGCAAUCAGUGUGACAAAGCCUUCACUGGGAGCUCUCACCUUAUUGAACAUCAGAGAACUCAUACUGGAGAGAAACCGUUUGAAUGUAAUCAGUGUGGGAAAGGCUUCACUGGGAGCUCUCACCUUCUUUCACAUCAGAGAAUUCAUUCUGGAGAGAAACCGUAUGAGUGUAAUGACUGUGGGAAAGCUUUUCGGCAGCGAUCUCAGCUUGUUGUGCAUCAGCGAACACAUACUGGAGAGAAACCUUAUGAAUGCAGUCAUUGUGGAAAAGCUUUCAGCCAGAGGUCUCCCCUCAUUGUGCAUCAGAGAAUACACAUUGGAGAGAAGCCCUAUCAGUGUAACAUGUGUGCUAAAGCCUUCAGUCAGAGGUCACGCCUUAUUGAACAUCAGAGAACACAUACUGGAGAAAAGCCCUAUGAAUGCAUUGACUGUGGGAAAGCCUUCAAUGAUCGAUCAACGCUUACAAAACAUGAGAGAACACACACUGGGGAAAAACCCUAUGAAUGUAAUCAUUGUGAAAAGGCCUUCAGCCAGCGGUGUCAACUUACUAGGCAUCAGAGAAUCCAUACUGGAGAGAAACCCUAUGAAUGUAAUGAGUGUGGAAAAGCUUUCAGUUAUAGUUCAUCCCUUAUUCAACAUGAGAAAACCCAGGGAGAGAAACCCUAUGAAUAA
Balaenoptera musculus (blue whale) is the source of this 2335-nucleotide messenger RNA. It is a transcript of the gene ZNF544, whose product is annotated as zinc finger protein 544. Lineage: Eukaryota; Metazoa; Chordata; Mammalia; Artiodactyla; Balaenopteridae. Gene Ontology annotation, biological process: regulation of DNA-templated transcription. The record is from RefSeq and is a predicted model, not a curated record.